UUUCUCAGUAUCUGAAUUGAGUCUCUUCUAGGAAACACCUCAGACAAGCUUUCAACAUUUUUCCAUUUUCGUCGACAUAAAGCCUAAUUUUUUUUUUUUUUUUUUUCUCUGUAACGUAAUAUUUAUUAUAUGUUCACGCUCUUAGGGUUUUAGCUUUUGAAUUUUUGAAUUUUGAACGUGAAAUUUUGAAGUGAUUUUCAUUUCGGGUUUAAGCGUCGAGAGGCAGAGAGUGAGCUUGUGAUGCUCGAGGAAUGAAGACGGUGAAUGCGCAGCCGCUCCAGGCGAGGCCGUUGGAGGAGCGAGAGGACCUGCUGGUGCAGGUGCCGAUAGAGGUGGAAGGUGACGACGGGGGAUCGGAGGACGAGUACGUCAAUGGGGGAGUCGAGGUGCUGGAAGCUCGGGUGCGUAGCAGUCCCGUUUCGGCGUCUCGCACCAGCGAGCUCACUGUCGCGUUCGAGGGCGAGGUCUACGUUUUCCCCGCGGUUACGCCCGAGAAGGUGCAGGCAGUGCUACUACUACUGGGAGGAUGUGAUAUACCCAAUAGUGUCCCUAACACUCAGAUUCUGCUACAACAGAAUAGCAGGGGUAUAGGUGAUACCUCGCGAGGUUCGAAACUUUCAAGAAGAAUUGCAUCACUUGUUAGGUUCCGGGAAAAGCGAAAAGAGAGAUGUUUUGAAAAGAAAAUUCGGUACACUUGUCGAAAAGAGGUUGCUCACAGGAUGCAUCGUAAGAAUGGACAGUUUGCAUCAUUAAAGGACUCUUACAAAGUGGCUGCUGAAAACUGUGAUUCAAGUGAUGGCACAACUUGUCCUGCACCUAUUUUACGUAGAUGUCAACAUUGUGGGAUUAGUGAAAAUUCUACUCCAGCAAUGCGUCGGGGGCCUGCUGGUCCAAGAUCCCUUUGCAACGCUUGUGGGCUAAUGUGGGCAAACAAGGGAACUUUGAGAGAUCUUACAAAAGCAGGAAGGCCGAUUCCUUUUGACCAAAGUGAGCCUGAAACUCCAGCUGAGAUUAAGCCUUUAAGAAUGGAACCUGAAAAUUCCUAUGCCAACCAGGAUGAUCAGGGAAGCCUGGAUGACACUAAGCCUGUACCUAUGGACCCUGGAAAUCCUUCUAUGAGGUCAGAUGAGCAGAAUUUACUGGAAACUGCUGCUGUUACUGAUCAUUUGUCCAUCCAACUACCGCCCGUUGACCUUGAUGAGCAGGAAACCCUUGAUGAACUUGCAAAUGAUUCAGGGACAGAAUUCGAGAUUCCUGAGAACUUUGAUGAGCAGGUUGACAUUGACGUAUCCAACAUGGGGGGGACUGACUGGCCAAGGAGCUGAAGAAUUCCAUGUGCUUACUGGUUUGCUCUAACAUUAGAAUGUUUAUAGACGACUCAGGAUUUACUCGUGGAUGCGAGUUGUACAACACACAGUAUACUUGUUUAUGCCAGUUGCUGUACAUUGUACUAAAAUUAUAUGCCAAUAAGUUAUUUUCUUUUUAUUUUUUUCA
Messenger RNA from Corylus avellana, 1494 nucleotides. Its product is annotated as GATA transcription factor 19. Lineage: Eukaryota; Viridiplantae; Streptophyta; Magnoliopsida; Fagales; Betulaceae. The record is from RefSeq and is a predicted model, not a curated record. Gene Ontology annotation, molecular function: sequence-specific DNA binding; zinc ion binding; protein binding. Gene Ontology annotation, biological process: regulation of DNA-templated transcription.